Molecule: messenger RNA, 1192 nt
Organism: Oncorhynchus keta (chum salmon)
Lineage: Eukaryota; Metazoa; Chordata; Actinopteri; Salmoniformes; Salmonidae
Exons: 3
Coding region: 1-948 (315 amino acids)
Source: RefSeq, a predicted model, not a curated record
AUGUAUUUGGCUAAGGUGUAUGUAAACUUUCGACUUCAACUGUAUAUAAUAACUCACACUUACACCACUCUGCAUGCUCCUACACACUUCAUACCCCUAGAGUCGUGCCCCUGUCCCCAGCACAAGGAUAAAUGUUUGUUUGUCUGCUACUUUGUUAUAAUGUUGUUUUUGUGUUGCUGUUUGGUUGGCAACCAGAUGAUACUGAAAUAUUGUGGAUAUCUACCUGUACAUGAUCUAUCUACCCAUCUCUCUAGGUCUAGGAUCUCUCAAUCUACCCGUCUCUCUAGGUCUAGGAUCUCUCUAUCUACCUGUCUCUCUAAGUCUAGGAUAUCUCUAUCUACCUGUCUCUCUAGGUCUAGGAUAUCUCUAUCUACCUGUCUCUCUAGGUCUAGGAUAUUUCUAUCUACCUGUCUCUCUAAGUCCAGGAUAUCUCUAUCUACCUGUCUCUCUAGGUCUAGGAUAUCUCUAUCUACCUGUCUCUCUAGGUCUAGGAUCUCUCUAUCUACCUGUCUCUCUAAGUCUAGGAUAUCUCUAUCUACCUGUCUCUCUAGGUCUAGGAUAUCUCUAUCUACCGGUCUCUCUAGGUCUAGGAUAUCUCUAGGUCUAGGAUAUUUCUAUCUACCUGUUUCUCUAGGUCUAGGAUCUCUCUAUCUACCUGUCUCUCUAGGUCUAGGAUCUCUCUAUCUACCUGUCUCUCUAGGUCUAGGAUCUCUCUAUCUACCUGUCUCUCUAGGUCUAGGAUCUCUCUAUCUACCUGUCUCUCUAGGUCUAGGAUCUCUCUAUCUACCUGUCUCUCUAGGUCUAGGAUCUCUCUAUCUACCUGUCUCUCUAGGUCUAGGAUCUCUCUAUCUACCUGUCUCUCUAGGUCUAGGAUCUCUCUAUCUACCUGUCUCUCUAGGUCUAGGAUAUCUCUAUCUACCGGUCUCUCUAGGUCUAGGAUAUCUCUAGGUCUAGGAUAUUUCUAUCUACCUGUCUCUCUAGGUCUAGGAUCUCUCUAUCUACCUGUCUCUCUAGGUCUAGGAUAUACAGUGCAUUCGGAAAGUAGUCAGACCCCUUCCUUUUCCCCCCACAUUUUGUUCAUUUACAGCCUUAUUCUAAAAUGGAUUAAAUUAAUUUUAUUUGCCAUCAAUCUAUACACACUACCUCAUAAUCACGAAGCGAAAAUUGGUCAUUUUGACAGACAAAAUGAGGG